CUAAAUUCAUAAACAGUUUACAUCAGAAAAAGUUCCAAAAUGGGCGCCAAAAUAUCCUCAAAGAAGCUGCAACCUAAAACUAUCAACGAACUCCAACAUCACAUUGAUGUAGACUUUACAAAGGAUGAAAUUCAAGAUUGGUACAAAGACUUCGAGAAACAUCUUGGCCAAGGUGAAACUGCUCUUUCAAGGACAGCAUUCAUUAGAGUCUAUAACAGCUUGUUUGAUGGUGAUGCUUCAAUAUUUGCUGGACAAGUAUUUCGUACCUUCGAUGUAGACAAUAAUAAUAUGGUUGAUUUUAAGGAGUUUAUUCUGGGAUUGUGUAUGUCUGGAAGUACAGACCCCGGUGUAAAACUGAAAUGGGCUUUUAGUAUGUAUGACAUUGAUCAAAAUGGCUAUAUCUCUCAGGAUGAAAUGAACCAUAUUCUCAAUGCUGUAUGCAAAAUGACAAACAGUCGUUUACCUGAAGAAUUUACAUCAAUAGAAAAUAUGACCAAAAACAUUUUUAAUGUUCUUGAUAAAAAUUCGGACAAUCAGAUAAGCCUAGAUGAGUUUAUAGAGGGAGCCGAGAAAAUCCAGUUUGUGAUUGACAUACUGCAGUGUGAUCCGGCGCCAGAUACGUAAACUUUCAAAGAUUUCACAUCAAAUACUCUCAGGUAUAAAGUGCUUUCAGGACCCUUAACCCUUAAAAGGAUUCUGUAAUGGGAAGGAUUCAUGACUUCACAGCGAUAUUAAAACAAAAAGUCAUGUUUAGUCAUUGGUUAAUUUUAUCUGGGAUUUUGUAAAUAUAUAUAUAUACAUGGUCUCAGUCUUUAAGUACAAUGAAUUUCCAUUAAAAGCUGAAACAUGAAACAUUGUGGAAAUGAUGUAGAUAAAGAUAUUCAGUAUCGGAUGAAACAUCAUAACAACAGAAUUACUUAUAAGACCGAGAUGCAAAUGAAAUGUUUUGGUCAUUUAGUUAUUUUAGCAUUAAUGUAGAAUAAAGGAAUUAUAAUAAGGAAA
Messenger RNA from Mytilus trossulus (common blue mussel), 1002 nucleotides. Its product is annotated as neurocalcin-delta B-like. Gene Ontology annotation, molecular function: calcium ion binding. The record is from RefSeq and is a predicted model, not a curated record. The coding region runs from base 40 to 624 and encodes 194 amino acids. The transcript has 3 exons. Lineage: Eukaryota; Metazoa; Mollusca; Bivalvia; Mytilida; Mytilidae.